Guillardia theta CCMP2712 is the source of this 1586-nucleotide messenger RNA. RefSeq lists its product as hypothetical. Lineage: Eukaryota; Cryptophyceae; Pyrenomonadales; Geminigeraceae. Gene Ontology annotation, molecular function: amino acid transmembrane transporter activity. The record is from RefSeq and is a predicted model, not a curated record. Gene Ontology annotation, biological process: amino acid transmembrane transport. The transcript has 23 exons. The coding region runs from base 17 to 1483 and encodes 488 amino acids.
AGGAGAAGUCGAGGUCAUGCGAUCCAGUCUGUUCUUGGGCCUUACUUUGGCCUGCGUGGCUGCUGUCCACGGGCUUCAUGUCCCAACCACCACCAUCCCAUCAGGUUUGCCUGACACUAGGCAGCGUCAUCCUUCUCUCGCUCAAAGGGGCGAAAGUUUGAAGCAUGGAUCCGUUCGCCGUGUCCAGGCUCUGGCGCCCCUCAGAGGAGGUGGAGAACAGGAUGUCACUGGUUUCAUCUUCUACCUCUUCAAGGCGAUCGUUGGCUCUGGAGUUCUGUCCCUUUCCUCGUCGGUAGCUCGUUUCACCAACAACCCCAAGAUGCUUGCUCCUGCCUUGCUUCUUUCAGCUUCUUUUGCCAUUCUCAGCGGAUAUUGCUACGCUCUGAUCGGCGAGGUGUGUGGGAUGGUGGAUGCCCACAACUAUCAGGAAGCGUGGGCUAAGUCCAUCAGCACCGCAACUGCCUGGAUCCCGGGUAUGGCGUGCACCAGCCAGACCAUGGUGGCUUGUAUCUGCUAUUCCAUCAUCAUCGGAGAUCUCAGCAAUGAUCUCAUGAAGUCUCUCGGAGUGCGUGGUUGGGCUGCGGAGCGCAACAACCUGCUUGCUGCUAUCAGUGCGGUCGUUCUUCUGCCUCUUUGCCUCUUGAGGUCUCUGGCCGCGCUCUCAUACACGAGCAUGCUCGGAGUCAUGGGCGUUCUCUACACGACUGUCUUUAUGGCGUUGAGAUACUUCCAAGGAUCGUACGCCAAGGGAGGCGAGUUUUUCAAGGAGCUUGCUCAGAAGCCAUCGUUUGGAAACAGCGCUGAAGCCAUCAAGGCACUUAUCCUCAUGGCGACCCUCAACACCGCCUAUCAUGCCCAUUAUGAUGCUCCCAAGUUCUUCCACCAGAUGAUUCCCAAGACUGUUCAGCAGUUCAACAAGCUUGUUUAUCCCGCCUUCAUCGCUGCCGGAAUCAUCAACUGCCUCAUCAUGUCGACUGGCUUCUUGACCUUUGGAGGAGUUUCCCAGGGAUUGAUCCUCAACAACUAUGCUACAUCAGACAACCUUGCAGUCUGGGGCCGUCUUGCCAUUACGGCCUCGAUCUUGUUCGGUUAUCCACUCGCUUUCAACGGGUUCCGCACUGGAGCCUUUGCUCUUGCGGGAGUCAAGAAUCCUUCACAAGCCGCCAAGGACGCUGUUGCAGUUGUUACCGUCGUUGCAACCACCGGUAUUGCGAUGGUCAUGCGCGACCUCGGUUUCUUGGCUGCCUUUGCAGGAGCCCUGCUGGGCAGUGGAAUCAUCUACGUCUUCCCAGCUCUGAUGCACAUGAGCGCUACCAAGACCUUGGUUGAGCAAGACCAGAAGCUGCCAGCCAAGAAGAGGAAGGGUCUCAAGUACGACAACAAGUACUACCUCUCUCAAGUCAUCGCCGUCCUCGGCUCUAUGCUCGGGUUGGUGGGAGCUACCGUCAGCUACCUGCAGGCCUUCACUGACGUCCUCGGAUAAGAGGACAAAGAGGACCUUGCGGCGGUCAGGGUUGGCAUGGCGCACCGAGCAGAUGUCAGGGGUAACGACAACCUCCAAUGAACUUUGCUAUGUCAGCUGCUCU